GAAGAGAAGACUAACGUAAUAAUUGCAGAGACCAUAUGCAGAUAUAAGCUUUCUUUAAUAUUGAAGCCAAAAAGAAGCUUUCUUUUAAGUUCUUUUACAUUUACAACUUCAUUUACAGCACAAGAAAGAGUGAAUAAAAGGANCCCCCCCCCCAAAAAAAAAGGAAAGAAAGGGAAGAGCUGCUUUCAUUAGUAUUGUUUUUUUCCUCUCCAAGAUUUGAUUUUGUUGAAGCAAUAUUUCCCUUUUUGUAAUAAUACAAAGUAAAGUUUCAAUCUUGGUUCAAAUUCUGCUAUUUCAUUCACCCUUUGUUCAUUCUCAGCUCUAAAGUCUGGUGCUUGUUUAAAGAACCAUCACCUGUUCAAUAUACCAAGGAAGAUGGUGCUUUAUGUCACAGAAACGAACAGCAACAUAUUUACUUGAUCUAUGGAAUUGAACCUCAUAUGCAAUAUGGAACUGUUCUUAGCAGUUCUGAUAUUAUCAUGUCUCUAUUCAUUUGUCGCACCAGAUGCCCAGGGAGAUGCACUGUUUGCAUUGAAGAGGUCACUAAACGCUUCGAGUGAUCAACUUUCUGAUUGGAACCAGAAUCAAGUUAACCCAUGCACUUGGUCAAAAAUAACUUGUGAUGACAACAGCAAUGUCAUCAUGGUGUCACUAUCAAAUAUGGGGUUCGCUGGCACUUUAACUCCAAGAUUAGGUGUUCUAAAGAAUCUCAAUACUCUUUCCUUGCAAGGAAAUGGAAUAACCGGUAAAAUUCCUGAACAGCUAGGAAAUUUAACCGGCUUGACCAUGUUAGAUCUGGAAAAUAACCGUUUGUCCGGAGAAAUACCAGCUUCCCUAGGCAAUCUGAAAAAGCUUCAGUUUCUGUUUUUGAGUCAAAACAAUCUGACCGGGACAAUCCCUGAGUCGCUUUCAGGCCUUCUCAACUUGAUUAAUCUUCAGCUUGCUUUAAAUGAUCUUACUGGAAAAGUUCCUGACAGUUUGUUCCAAGUCCCAAAAUACAAUUUUUCAGAUAACCAUUUGAAUUGUGGCUUAAACUUCAGUCAUCGUUGUGUAUCUGACAAUGAAGGUUCUCCAAGUAAAUCAAAAACUGGGCUCGUAAUUGGUAUUGUUGGUGGAUUUCUUGGAAUUAUCCUUCUUGGGGGAUUUAUGCUGUUUUUCUGGCGGGGAAGGAACAAAGGCUACAAACGUGAAAUCUUUGUUGAUGUUCCAGGUGAGGUUGACCGGCGAAUUCCAUUUGGUCAAUUGAGGAGAUUUGCAUGGAGGGAAUUGCAGCUUGCUACCGAUAACUUUAAUGAAAAGAAUGUUCUUGGACAGGGAGGUUUUGGCAAGGUUUAUAAAGGAGUGCUCAAUGACAGCACUAAAGUUGCUGUGAAACGAUUAACCGACUAUGAGAGUCCUGGGGGAGAUGCUGCAUUUCAGCGUGAAGUUGAGAUGAUCAGUGUGGCUGUUCAUAGGAAUCUUUUGCGGCUUAUAGGAUUUUGCACCACACCGACUGAACGCUUGCUAGUAUACCCAUAUAUGCAGAACCUAAGUGUUGCCUAUCGUCUACGAGAAAUUAAACCUGGAGAAACUGUUUUAGAUUGGGCAACCAGGAAGCAUGUGGCACUGGGCACUGCACGUGGACUUGAGUACCUGCACGAACACUGUAAUCCAAAAAUUAUUCACCGUGAUGUUAAAGCAGCUAAUGUUUUACUAGAUGAAGAUUUUGAAGCUGUAGUUGGUGAUUUUGGCUUGGCAAAGUUAGUUGAUGUUAGGAAAACCAAUGUGACAACUCAAGUUCGUGGUACAAUGGGCCAUAUAGCUCCCGAGUACUUGUCCACAGGGAAAUCAUCAGAAAAAACUGAUGUUUUUGGAUAUGGAAUCAUGCUUUUGGAGAUUGUAACUGGUCAACGUGCAAUAGACUUCUCACGCCUAGAAGAAGAAGAUGAUGUCUUGUUACUUGACCAUGUCAAAAAACUGCAAAGGGAGAAAAGGCUAGAUGCUAUUGUUGACCGCAAUCUGCACAAAAACUAUAAUAUGGAUGAAGUAGAGAUGAUGAUUCAAGUUGCAUUGCUUUGCACUCAAGGAUCGCCAGAGGACCGUCCAGCAAUGUCAGAGGUAGUACGAAUGCUGGAAGGAGAAGGGCUUGCUGAGCGGUGGGAAGAAUGGCAGCAUGUCGAAGUUACACGUAGGCAAGAAUACGAGAGACUACAACGACGAUUUGACUGGGGCGAAGAUUCAAUCUAUAAUCAGGACGCCGUUGAGUUAUCUGGUGGAAGAUGACAAAUCUGUAUUUCCAAACAAGUACAUACUUUCCUGUAAUAGUCUCGUUGAUGCAUAGAGCUGGUUGCUAAAUGGCAUGCAAUCGAUGUUUUAAUAUUGCUUGUGCCAUAUCUUGAUUGUAUCUUUUUUCAUGUGCUUCUCUUAUUUAAUCAAUUCUUUUUCCUGUAUGCUUGACCUGUGCAGCGACGUAAUGUAUCAACCGUUUUCUUUUUGUUUCUUCUGUUUCUUUUUUCCCCAUCUGUCUAUGCAAAUUGUAACAUUAAUCCUUGUUAUAGAAAUUCAUUUUUCUCUA
Molecule: messenger RNA, 2554 nt
Organism: Nicotiana tabacum (common tobacco)
Lineage: Eukaryota; Viridiplantae; Streptophyta; Magnoliopsida; Solanales; Solanaceae
Product: putative LRR receptor-like serine/threonine-protein kinase At5g10290
Biological process (GO): protein phosphorylation
Molecular function (GO): ATP binding; protein kinase activity; receptor serine/threonine kinase binding
Source: RefSeq, a predicted model, not a curated record